UGGGGAGAUGAUCUAUUCCAGAUAAACAGAAGGUAAACAGGAAAUGAAACUCUCACUUAUGUCAGCCAGUGAUCCAUCUUUUUCUCCACUUUCUGACUUAAAAAAAAAAAAAAAAAAAAUUGGAAAGAGAUAAACUUUAAUCCAAUCCCAUCCAAUCCUUAAUUUCCUAAUUAUUUAUAAUUUUAAUACUAAACUAAGCUUUCAUUGCUGCCUUUUGGUGUUUGCCGUGCAAGGAGUCCAACAGCAACUUGGUUCUCAAGGUAUAACUUAACUGACACUUUCUGCUCAGGUCUGAAUCUUGAAAUGGUCAUGGUGUCAUUUUGCCUCUUGGAUAAGGAUUAUUGUGGUGAAAAUUUUGAUAUAUAAGAACAAGAAAUUAAAGGUGCAAAAAUGGUUCUGGCUUCUUCAGUGAAAGUAGUUUUAGGUUCAAUUGCCUUUUCAAUCUUCUGGAUACUGGCAGUUUUCCCUUCUAUCCCUUUCCUACCUGUUGGGAGGACUGCAGGGUCCCUUCUAGGGGCUAUGCUUAUGGUCAUCUUCCGUGUCAUGACCCCAGAUCAAGCAUAUGCCGCAAUUGAUCUCCCAAUUCUUGGUCUUCUCUUUGGAACCAUGGUUGUUAGUGUUUAUCUUGAGAGAGCAGAUAUGUUCAAGUACUUGGGUAAGUUGCUUUCAUGGAAAAGCAAGGGAGCCAAGGACUUGCUUUGUCGAAUUUGCCUGGUUUCUGCCAUUUCGAGUGCCCUUUUCACCAAUGACACCUCUUGUGUAGUUUUAACUGAAUUUGUACUGAAAAUUGCUAGGCAACAUAAUCUACCUCCUCACCCAUUCCUGCUUGCCCUUGCCUCAAGUGCAAAUAUUGGUUCUUCAGCCACUCCAAUUGGCAACCCUCAAAAUCUGGUUAUAGCAGUUCAGAGUAAGAUUUCUUUUGGGGACUUUCUUUUUGGAAUUCUGCCUGCCAUGCUUGUGGGAAUUGUUGUGAAUAUUGCUAUACUCAUGUGUAUGUACUGGAAGUUGCUGUCUUCUACUCAGAAGGAUGAGGAAGAUGCCACUGCAGAAGUCGUUGGAGAGGAGGAUGUCAAUUUUCAUCGGUUUUCACCUGCUACUCUGUCACAUUUUUCUUCUGCAAAUUCUCAAGAAUGGAACUCUAGAUUGGAGUCCUUGAACAUGCAAAGCUCCCCCAAUAUGAAUGGACACACGAACCAUGCUGAGACUCUUCGAAACCGAAUAACUUCAAAUGAGAAUGAAAUCCACAGUGGCACUACUAGUGCAUACGAGUCUGCAAGGGAUUCAAAUGCAUCAAAAGAGGAAACAACUGCUGUGUCUUCUCAGAAAAGAGAGGAACAUGUUCCUUCAAAGAGGAUUGCAUCCAUGGAUAAGUUGAGAGAUGUAGUUGUUCAGGAAUUUUCAGGAGAAAAGCCAGAAUUUUCCACAAAAUGGAAAAGGACGUUGUGGAAAUCAUCUGUCUAUCUUGUUACCUUAGGUAUGUUAAUUGCUUUGCUUAUGGGUCUUAAUAUGUCAUGGACCGCAAUUACUGCUGCUCUAGCUCUUGUUGUUCUUGAUUUCAAGGAUGCUCGGCCAUGCCUUGAAAAGGUCUCCUAUUCUCUUUUGAUUUUCUUUUGUGGAAUGUUUAUCACUGUUGAUGGCUUUAACAAAACUGGAAUUCCAAGUGCUUUGUGGGACUUGAUGGAGCCUCAUGCGCAUAUAGAUAGUGCUGCUGGGACAGCAGUUCUUGCCGUUGUCAUACUUGUCCUGUCAAAUUUGGCCUCAAAUGUACCAACUGUUCUGUUGCUUGGUGGACGGGUAGCAGCAUCAGCGGCUGCAAUUUCUGCAGCUGAUGAGAAGAAAGCAUGGCUAUUUUUAGCUUGGGUGAGUACUGUAGCUGGGAAUCUCUCAUUAUUGGGAUCAGCUGCCAACUUGAUAGUGUGUGAGCAAGCUCGGCGUGCUCCGCAAUUUGGAUACAACUUAACUUUCUGGAAGCAUCUUAAAUUUGGAGUUCCCUCUACCAUUUUGGUUACCGCUGUUGGUUUGAUGCUCAUAAGAUGAUACGAAAUAUGCUUCUGCAACCAUCUUGGCAUAUAAACAACAACAACAACAACAACAAAACGCAGUUCCAAAUUCAUUGGGGUCAGCUGGCCUUAAUCCCAAAUCGAAUGUUUGCCAAUUAUGUAUAAAAGUUCUCUCUUUCAAAAAUCACAUGCGGAAACAUAAGCUCUAUGUGUGUUUACCAAUUAUUUCUGUGUAGAAUUCGAUCCAAGAAACCAUCAUUUUGUAAUAAUACUAUAAAGUGGAAGUUUGUUGAGAAAUGUACCUCAAAAGUCACAUCUACUAGUUGUAUGCAUAUCUUGUGCUUCUCCUUGUGAAA
Jatropha curcas is the source of this 2356-nucleotide messenger RNA. Its product is annotated as silicon efflux transporter LSI2. The record is from RefSeq and is a predicted model, not a curated record. NCBI's taxonomy places the organism in Eukaryota, Viridiplantae, Streptophyta, Magnoliopsida, Malpighiales, Euphorbiaceae. Gene Ontology annotation, biological process: transmembrane transport. Gene Ontology annotation, cellular component: membrane.